Molecule: messenger RNA, 1478 nt
Organism: Sardina pilchardus (European sardine)
Lineage: Eukaryota; Metazoa; Chordata; Actinopteri; Clupeiformes; Clupeidae
Product: tetraspanin-8-like
Exons: 9
Coding region: 83-862 (259 amino acids)
Cellular component (GO): plasma membrane
Source: RefSeq, a predicted model, not a curated record
AUCCGGAACAUUCUGACUGUAAUAUUUCCUGCUUUCAAACAGUCAAGCUCACACCAGGAUACACUUCUGUAUAAGCGUUAAAAUGGCUUCGACUAACAAAUGUAUGAAAUGGAUCUUCAUCUUAUUUAAUGCACUUUUCGCACUGACAGGUGCUGGGAUUAUUGUACUGGUGAACGUUUCAAGGAUUGCGGCAAUGAGAGAGGAAGUUGGGAAUUUCUGGUCAGCAUACCUGUUUGGGGGACUUAUGACAGGGAUUUCCGUCUUGGGAGCCUACGGUGCAUACAGAGAGAAGAGAUGGGCCCUAAUUUUGUUUUCUGUUCUUGUGAGCAUCGGCAUGGUCAUUUGCCUGAUUGGGGCUGUCAACAUCGUUAACCAUAAGAACAUGGUAACCAAAUUUGAAGAAUUCUUUGAAAACGAUGACAAGAAUGUUCAACUGAUUAAAGAAUCAUACAAUCUUGAGUGCUGUGGCACAUACAAUGGCUACCAGGACUGGAGUUCACAGAUUCCCGAGUCGUGUGUCUGUCCAGAAUCCUACUGGGGUACUCCAAAAUGUCAGAGGGUGGCAGUGUCUCCCAAAAAAUCUGGGUAUUCACAGAAUUGGCGCAAAGAGACGUACACAGAAGUCUACAGUGAGCCAUGUCUUCCUUUAAUCGUUCGGUUCCUCAAUAUGAUGAUGGAUGCCACCAUUGGGAUUCUUUUUGGAUUUGCUAUUGUGGCGCUCAUUGGGGUAAUCAUGGCUAUCAUCAUGACCUGCAAGAUCAAGAAGCAAAUGACUGCAAUGCCAGUGCCCACUUACGAGUGCUUCGACCCUCCUCCAUAUGAGGAGUUGUACACAAUGAAAUCUAUGCCAGAGCAUGUCUAACAUUUUUGUUUCAACAUGCUUCAUAUUGUUUUCUGACUUUGAAAUUGAAAUCAUCAGGGCAAAUUAUUUUUCUAUAUACAGUAUAUUCAUUGAUAACAUGCCAGUAUUUGAUUUAGCCAGAUAUAUAAUUUGGAAAAUUGUUUGUUGACUUUGUAAAACAUGUAAAUUACUGCUCAACAGUGACCUGUCACUGCAAUGCCCAUAUUCUUGAUAUGGUGCUGUGUGGUUAUGUAUCCCAUCUUAAUGGUGACCAAUGGUGUCUUUAUAUAUUUUGCUGCAUAACAAGGCACCUGAUAUGUUUGAUAUUUUGCCUAAUGAUUAUCUUACAAUGUGGCAACAACAUGCAUACAGUGUGCACUGUCUUUAAUAUGCAAUUGUUACUGUACAAGAGUUUCCUUGUUGUUCUUCAGACGUUAGAUUGAUGUUCUUAAAACAAUCAAAUGAAAGGAUACACAUUGGAAAGGUACCAGUUGGAGGACACCUUUAUUGUUGAUGGUGCAUUAUGAUUGUGACUAGGGGCUAGAGGCACUUGGUUUUUCCACUCGCCGCCAUCUUGCCAGUCAAGAAGUGAGUUGUCCAAAAUCUUUCUUUUUAGUAAACUCUGUGUACACAAACA